Messenger RNA from Manihot esculenta (cassava), 1476 nucleotides. RefSeq lists its product as uncharacterized. The record is from RefSeq and is a predicted model, not a curated record. The transcript has 2 exons. NCBI's taxonomy places the organism in Eukaryota, Viridiplantae, Streptophyta, Magnoliopsida, Malpighiales, Euphorbiaceae. Gene Ontology annotation, molecular function: zinc ion binding. Bases 1 to 1476 code for a protein of 491 amino acids.
AUGAUCGAACAACAGCCAGAUAUGAAAGUUGCCACUCUUCAGGCUGAGAUAAGAGAUAAGAUUGGAUAUGAACCGUCCUAUAAAAAAACAUGGAUGGGAAAACAAUUUACAAUUGAAAAGAUUUUUGGUAGAUGGGAGGAAUCAUAUGGGAGAUUGCGUAAGUUCAUGCAUGCUAUUGUGAAUUACAAUCCCGAUACAGUUGUCGCAAUUGAAGAUGAUCCACACUGGAUUGAAGGUCGUUUGGAUGGGAACGUUAGAGUGUUUGAUAGAAUGUUUUGGGCAUUUCAACAAUCAAUUGAAGGUUUCAAGUUUUGUAGGCCAGUCAUAUUUGUUGACGGAACUUUUUUAUAUGGAAAAUAUAGUGGUUGUAUUCUUUGUGCAACUGGGCUUGAUGGAAAUAAUAUGAUUUUUCCAUUAGCAUUUACAUUAGUUGAAAAAGAGGAUAGUGACAACUGGGGAUGGUUCAUGAAUUGUCUUCGAUUAAAUGUUACCGACAGAGAAGAAUUAUGUGUUAUAUCCGACAGACAUAUUGGGAUUAAAAGGGCAAUGCAAAAGGAUUGGUGGCAGCCCCCAUCAGCCAACCAUCGAUAUUGCAUUCGACAUAUAUUAAGCAAUUACAAUACAAAAUUUAAUAAUACCGAUAUGAAGGAAGCUUUGCGCACAGCAGCUAAUCAAAAUCAGAAGCGAAAAUUUUAUGAUGCCAUGAAUAAGAUACGGGAAGUCAGUCCUAAAACGUUUGAGUGGGCCCUUAAAAUACCUUUAGAAACAUGGACACGGUCACAUGAUGGAGGAAAAAGGUAUGGAUCCAUGACAACAAAUACAAUUGAAUCUAUCAACGGAAUGUUGAAGGGGUUUCGCGCAUUGCCCGUCAUAGCUAUGAUUGAAAAAAUAUUCUACCAAUGUGCUAACUACUUUGACAUACGUCGCAUGACAUAUUUGGAUCAAAUGCAAAUGGGGCACACUUUUACGCAUGCAUGUGCAGAAGUAAUUAGAAACAACGAGAUGAAAGCAGCAAGACAUCGGGUGACACGAUUUAGUAACGAAACUUUAGUUUUUGAAGUUCGUACCACUGGCACCGGGAAUAAGCAAGUUGUUAAACUAAUAGAAGGUACAUGCACUUGUGGUAAGUUUCAAGAGAUGCGAAUCCCAUGUUCACACGCCAUAGCAGCUUGUCUGUCGAAAUCCAUAGAUUAUGAUCAAUAUGUUAAUACAUACUACACAUUGGAACAUACUUUAAAAUGUUAUGGCAGUAUGUUCAAUCCAUUGGGUCAUUCUGAUUACUGGCCAGAACCAGAUGGUAAACCUCUAAUUCCUGAUAUGCAAAGAAUUAGAAAAAAGGGUCGACCAAGAAGUAGCAGAAUUCAAAACGAGAUGGACUGGAGGGCAUCAAAGGUUUCUUCAACUUCUAAAAACCAUUGUACUAUAUGUGAAAAGUCUGGUCAUAAUAAACAAACAUGUAUCGUCAGACGUUGUUGA